Mya arenaria is the source of this 449-nucleotide messenger RNA. RefSeq names its product mediator of RNA polymerase II transcription subunit 11-like. Gene Ontology annotation, molecular function: transcription coregulator activity. Lineage: Eukaryota; Metazoa; Mollusca; Bivalvia; Myida; Myidae. Gene Ontology annotation, cellular component: mediator complex. Gene Ontology annotation, biological process: regulation of transcription by RNA polymerase II. The record is from RefSeq and is a predicted model, not a curated record. Bases 23 to 439 code for a protein of 138 amino acids. The transcript has 3 exons.
CGUUACGGACACUGAAUUCAAUAUGGCUGCCAGUGGACCGGUGGAAAGACUCCAACAACUAGAAACCAUCGAAAAAGAUGUUUCAAAUGCAAUACUCAGUGCAGGUAAAGCCCUCGAGGAGCUAUCUAAGGAAAAGCCGCAGAUGAAGAUGAUAGAAAACCACACCACUGGCUUUAUGAAAACUCUUGAAGGUGUUGAAGUAGGCUUGAUGAAACAGAUCAACUACCUUACUCAAGUAUCGACUGGUCAACCGCACGAGGGCUCGUGCUAUGCUGCUCAGAAGGACUUGUUGAUGGGAUACCAUCGUAUGGCUCACGUGCGAAGUCGCCUUGAAGAGCUCGAGAAAAUCAGAACUGACGGGAAACCCAAACUCCUACAACUGGCGAAAAGCUAUUCUAUGCCACCUAUGGCCAAGCCUGGCCAGCUUCCUGGAAAUUGAGAAACUUUAA